ACAUAUCCGUCAAAUUGUGUGCAGUGCUUCGAUUAGUGGUUUGGGAUGGCAUCAAAAUCAAAUCCAAAAGUAGAGAAUAUGAAGAGUUUUUACAGGCAAAGGAAAAGCACUAGCAUUGGUGGUACCUCUAAGAAGAAAAAAUCCCAUUCGGCCGCUCACCCAAAAGCUACUGCGGCCUUUUUCGGCUCAGGUGUAAUUUCACACGGCUCUCUGGACCUCAAAGUGCUUCGAUUAGUGGUGGUGGUACUAGCAUACUGCGUGUUGCUGAUACGACAGGCCAAUUCUCACACCGAGUCGGGGGAAUGGAGCUGCGAGUCGGAAUCUGAGAUCCGGGUCCAGGCCGAGUUCGGACCGGGCCUUAUCACUCUGGAUGGUCAUGCCGACGACUGGAAGGAUAUCGAUGGGUUCGAGUUCUCCCUCCUCCCUGCUCUUGACCCAGAUGCUGAAAACGAGUACAAAGGUGGAAAGAUGACUGUUAAGGCUUUGCAUGAUGGCCGUGAUGCCUUCUUCAUGGUUCAAGUUGAUGGGGACUACGCUUACUCUAAGGGGGACAACAAUAAAUGCCCAUCUGUUGCCCUCAUGUUUCAAAUUGGCAGAGAUGCAACUUAUCAUAGCAUGGGUGGCUGCAAGGAAGGAGUUGACUCUUGCACAAACAAGACCUGCAAAGGUCAUGAAGUUGACAUUAUGCACUUCUCAAUUGGAAAUGCUAUUCCUGGACGGCUCUAUGGUGGAAACCCUAUAGACAACAGCAAUGGAAAUGGCGGUGACAGGUUUGGUCAUUUGGUUGAUCUUUAUGCAUGGAAUCCGCAUUGUAGAUACCUAGAUGGAAUUGGUUCUUCAGCAAAUGAUUCUAGUGCACAAAAUGAUUGGAAAGGUGCUUGGUGGCACAGUAGCUUGAAUGUUCACUCAGGUUUUGUGGAGGAAGAUAGCCCGUAUUCAUCAGAUGCUCAAAAGGGCACAUUUUAUUUUGAAUUCUCAAGGCCUCUGAGAACUAUGGAUCGUCUCCAACAGGACGUUCAAUUCACAAUUGGAGGAUCAAGUAAGAUGUCAGUUGCAUUCUGGUAUCCAGUUGAUAAAAAACCGUGGCGUGGCUCUGGACACUAUUCUAUUAGCUGUGACUGGGUUCCCUUAGAUAUCUCUUCAAGAAGUUCUCUGCUGACCACAGCAAGGCCAAGUAGCUCGGUUAAUGCUGCCAGUGUUUUUGCCCUUCUCUUAUCAGUAAUCUCGUUGUGUGCUUCUGUCUUUAUUGGGUAUUGGGUCGUGAAACCCAAAACUUUUCAGUUCACUCCCAUGGAAAAUCUUUAAAUAGCAUUCUAGGUGUGGGAUUCUUCUCAACUACAUGUCAUUCUGGAUUAUUUUUUAAUUCAAAACUGAACGACGUUCUAGGAUUCAUACAGCCUAUCCUACUUAGUAAGGUUAUGUUUAGUCAUUUGUCAGCUUACUUCAACAUUGCUACUGGAUUUUCUUCUUUGGUCAAUUCCUUGCUAUUGGAACUGUGUCUCCUUUACUCA
Messenger RNA from Pyrus x bretschneideri (Chinese white pear), 1511 nucleotides. RefSeq lists its product as uncharacterized. Gene Ontology annotation, molecular function: heme binding. NCBI's taxonomy places the organism in Eukaryota, Viridiplantae, Streptophyta, Magnoliopsida, Rosales, Rosaceae. The transcript is spliced from 9 exons. The record is from RefSeq and is a predicted model, not a curated record. Bases 46 to 1305 code for a protein of 419 amino acids.